UCAGGCAAGUAGAGACGGGGAGGAGCAGGAGAGCACGAUGGGACAGGACCCUUCUCAGCAUAAAAGCAGAGGACCAGAGCAGCGCCUUAAAGUCAACAUUUUAGGAAAACCAGUGCGAUGCUGCCGGGACCAGGCCCUGCCACAUGCGAGUUGCUUCCGGUGGGGUGAGGCCCCAGCUGUCCCAGCACUUUGAACAUUUUCUCCUCUCCCCUCCUCCCACUCUCCAUUGCAAGGAGGAAGGUUUGCAGCACCAGAUGUAGAGGAUGACGGGACUUCGAGGUCUCAAAUCACCAGCACUGGGGUUGAAUCCAAGUCCUGCUGAGAUUAACCAGAAUGACUUGGGAUGGAGAGGGGCGAACGGAAGCGGAAUUAACGGACAUUUGCAAGGGUUAGCUGAGAAGCAAUGGCUUUAGCCUUUGUUCGUGAAGCUGCUUCUCUUUUCAGUCCCUUUCUCCCGCUUUGAUAAGGAUAGCAAGUCCCUUCUUGCCCCAAACCUAUGAUUCUAUGAUUAAAUGCUACAAGAGAAGAUCAAAAUACAUUCUAUGGGAGCUUCUGAGGGGAGAGGUCACAGCUGGUGGAUAAGUGAGGACCUUAAUGGGGCCACAAGUAUGACAGCCAGGUCUCUGUGAUCCAAGCGUCCUGGCCCUUUCGCCUGCUCCUUUGAUUGGCAUUCAGGAUUCAAUCCCAGGGAGGACAAACUUUUCUCGGAGGUGUGAGGGAAAGAAUCUUUCAUCUUGCAGCGGGUUCCUUCAUUGAUAUUCUCCGCCUGAAGGCUAGCCAGACUCUGACACAGAUAUUAAUUGCCUCUCAAUCUGUUUGAACAGGGAAAGGAAAUUACUGUUAUUUGUUUUGAUUAAAGCCUCAAAGAGAGAAAUCGGUCGCUGUUUAGGAGGACUGAAGAAACAGAACCAGGAUUAUUUUAUUUUAAACACUAAACGAUAAGAUAAAUAGAACAGAGACUCCCCACAUGAUACAGUUUCUGUUUCCAGAAGAUUACAGAAAUUUCAGGAGACAAUGGAAGACUUCUUCUCAAAGAGAUGAAUUUGGGGUUGGCCUUACACCUGCAGUAGGGAUAGCCUCUCUCUUCCUCUGACCAGAUAAGGCCUUGUCCCAAUUUUUCAGUCCCUGGGAACCUCUUAAUUUAUUCCUGCCUACUAAGACUCCCCCCAGGGGAAAAAGAUGGCAAUGAUCAGGAAGAAAGGCCUGAAAGUGUUUACCUUUGUCCUUCUUCUGAUUUUUCUCACAUCCUUCUUCCUGAACUAUGCUCACACCACAACUGCCUACACCUGGUUCCCCAAGCAGAUGGUGAUGCAUUUCUCAGAGCAUUUCAAAAGAUUCUUGAAGCAGCCCGAAAGACCCUGUAGUUGCUCCCAGUGCAUCUCAGAGACUGGGUUUGCACCCUGGUUCGAUGAGAGAUUUAAUCAGACGAUGCAGCCAUUGCUGAAUGCCCAGAAUGCUUUCUUGGAGAAUGACACCUAUAGAUGGUGGAUGAAACUCCAGAGGGAGAGGCUGCCCAGGAGACUAAACGACACCUUCAGGGAGCUGUUCCGCAUUGUUCCCAGCGAUGUCGACCCAUUCCUGGAGAAAGGGCCUCUGAUCUGCAGGCGUUGUGCUGUUGUGGGCAACUCGGGAAACCUGAAGCAGUCCCAGUAUGGGAGAGACAUUGACAACCAUGACUUUGUGCUGCGGAUGAAUCGGGCUCCCACAGCUGGCUUUGAAGCUGACGUUGGAAGGAAGACCACUCACCACUUGGUGUACCCUGAGAGCUUCCGGGAGCUGGCAGAAAACGUCAGCAUGAUCCUGAUUCCCUUCAAGACCAUGGACUUGCAGUGGGUGAUCAGCGCUAUGACCAAAGGCACCAUCAACUUCACAUAUGUUCCUGUUCCCCGAAAAAUACAUGUGAAGAAAGAAAAGAUUCUGAUCUACCACCCAGCAUUCAUUAAAUACGUCUUUGACAGCUGGCUCCAGAGCCAUGGAAGGUACCCAUCCACUGGAAUUCUCUCUGUGAUUCUUUCCCUGCACAUAUGUGAUGAGGUGGAUCUCUAUGGUUUUGGGGCUGACAGUAAAGGCAACUGGCAUCACUAUUGGGAGAAUAACCCUUCCGCUGGAGCUUUCCGAAAAACAGGUGUUCAUGAUGGUGACUUUGAAUCCAACGUGACCACCACACUAGCAUCCCUUAACAAAAUACGAAUCUUCAAGGGGAGAUGACCCCAGGACAGGCCAAAAACUGCAGUGGAUCACUCUCUGUAAUUUCAGCCUCUGGCUCCUUCCUGCCUCCUUCUUCGGGGUCUGUGAGCUGGAAAAAUGUGACGGGCAUCGGGGCUGUGAAUGGCAGCUAGACCAGUAGACUGUAUCUGUUUCACACUUUCUUUUAUUUCCUUUGGGACUACAAGACAAUCCUUGAGAAUCGGUAACAGAUGGAGAAUCUCAGUGCUUGAGACGGGGUGGGUGGGAAAUGGGGAGAAUGGGCAGAUGCCGGGCAGGAGUCAGAUGGGUGCACCUGAUGGCAACACAUGCUUCUAGAAAGAAACACGGGCCUUAUUUAGAGACGUGUGACUAGAGGCAUUCCGUCCCUGCUUUCUUGAAACAGAGCAAGGAUUUUCCGGUGAAGGGGGAAGAUUCCAGAUGGACCAGGAUUGAGAAAAAAGAAUACAACCAUCAUUAUUAUCAUAAUUUCUUAAAAUUUUAAUGAUUACCUCAUUGGUCUGCUUUAGCAUUCAUGGGAAAAUGCUGGGUUUUUUUUAAGUAUCCACCAGGCAGGCCCGGUGUCUGGCUUCUUGCUCGGUAAGAUCAAAAGGUCUUCUCUGUUCACUCAUACACUGGCCCUCAAAGGGAAAAAAAAAAGACCUCUGGUCUCAAAGCUUUUAUCAAAACAUUUAUCAGAUACUUCUUACAUCAGCAUAGGAAAGAAUGGGAAGAUGUAUAAGUCUUUGGUGUAGACCAGGUUGCUCUUCCACUGUGUUCUCUCUAUUUGUUUUUUAAAGCAAGUGUUAUUUUGGAAAGUUGGUGUUAAAGCAAAUGUUGUUUUGGAAAAAUAGGUUUUGGUUGAAAUCCUUCUCAACUUGGAGCAGACUGGACAUUUAAUUAUUCCACGUGCCUUUCUAUUUUGGAAAGCAACCUUCAUUCCUUUGCUAAAAUGAGGCAGGAGCCCCAUGUUGAACUCUUUGGGUCAAGAGAGAACUCAGACCGUGAAAACGUGACUCCCACUCUGGCAGCGUUUGCCCCAUUUCCUCAAAAGUAAAGCACCCAAGCUCUGCUGGGGGAGCAAGAGAGUGGUGAGGAGAACAAUUGAGUUCUACCUCCGCUGGGCCCAGGGCUACUUUGAAUAUCUUAUGUGUCUCAAAAGCCAGUUACCAAAUUAGAGAGAGGAAAAUAAGUCUUAAGAUUAUAAAAUGUGUUGAUCAUUUAAAGUAUAUUUUAAAAAACUGUCUGGCAUGGGGUCCUCAUGCCUUUUGAGGGAGUGUAUAGAAUUUCAAGAUAGUCCCAGUCUUUGGGCUACAACGACGGGAUCCAGUUGUUUGAAUGAGGAUAUGGCACCUGGUACCAACCAUGAGGAGAUGUGACUGACAGGGGCAGUGAUUGACGUGUGGGAAGAGUGGUGCUUGUCCUUCAUCUCUGCUGCCGCCUCUUCCUUCCCCGUUUGUGUUCUUUCCAAAUUAUUUAUUGAUUCUUAGAAAAAUGAACUGAUGCUGUACAUGUCACCGUCCCAUCUUGGGCUUUAAUUAUCCCCACUGCAGCUUCGCCAGGAUGCUCAGGCUUCCAGCAGCUUCCAGAACUGCUGGUUUGAUUUGCAGCCAUGGUGCUUGGGGCAUUUGUGGUUUGGGAAGGGCUCAUCCAGAGAAAUCACCGACUGAGUUGUUCAGUGCUGUCAGAUGGGUUUGGGCAAAGCUCUUCAGUCUGCAUGGCAGCAUUCCUCUUGGUCGACUAGGGCUUUGUUUCAGAUUAGGUAUAUGCAUACAUGUUAUGUUGGGACAUGAUACCCUAGAGUUAGACCUUACCCUGUAAGAUUCCAUUGCUACGAUUCCUACCAUGAAACCUUAUGCCUCCUGCAUUAACUGAGCUCGAUUUCAACUCAGUCAAUCCAACAAGCAUUUUAGCAUUCACGGUGCAUGACACCAUGCCGGGAGUCACAAGUACAAAAAUGAAACAGUCCCUUCCCUGAAGGAGCCUCCAUUCUACUGAAGGACUCCUUCAGAUAAAGUAAAAUAUUAGGUAACAGGAAUGUGUCAGGGUAUUACAGGGGAAGAGAGUAUUUGAUGAUUUUAAUCUUCUAGUUGAUUGAGAGUCAACAAACAUUUGCCACGUUCCUUCUGUAUGCAGAGACAAUAUUAUACCAAAUGGUAGAAGAAUAAAGCUUAGUUGCCACCUUCAGGAAGUUUUGGUUUAGUAGGGGGAAUGGGUACUAAGAUAGAUGGCUGUCAUACACAGUAUUAUAUCAUUGCAUUAGAAAGUCGCACAGUAUGUGUUUCAACCUUUGUGGCGGAUCCCAGAAUCUUGAAGCCAAAAGUUUUCAGAAUCCUGGGACCUCAGAAUCCAUCCAGUCCAGCCUGUGCUUGAAGCAUGAAUCCCCUCUAGGACAUGUCUGACCAGUGAUCAUCCAGGCCCUGUUUGAACACGUCCAGUAACCAGUUCCUUUUACAGAGGAUGAAUUCACUUUCUGGCUUUGGUGAAUAGAGUCAUGAGGUAGGCAAAAAUAGAGUGUGUUCCCUUGGAGAGGUGUGGGGGCAGUGAGCUGCCCAGCACUGGAGGUCUUUAUAUAGUUUAUAAGUGAAAGGUGGGGAAACUUUUCCUCCAAAUUAAGGAUCACACCUGUGGGUCAUCCCUGUGAUGACCUUUCUCUUACAUCCAAAACAAUAGGUGGAGAUUCUUCUUAGAGCACACUUAGCACAAUGCCCUGCACACAGAUCGUGCUCAGUAUGUCUUCAUUGAUUGAGGUAGGAAAUUGUGCUAAAUGGGUUCCAAUGCAAGGAGGAUACACUUAAAAAAAAAAAAAAAAGAAAGAAAGAAAGACUAAACUAAACAUUGGAAAUCAGCUUGUUUUGUACUUGGAGGAGAUCCUGCAACAAAGCAUAGAGCCAAAGGAAUCAACCCUUCCUCCGCCCCUUUUUUUUAAUUCCAAGAGGUAAAUUAAUGCAUUUAAGGUCACACAGCUAUUAAGUGUCACAGAGAGGGCAAGAACCUAGGAGUCUGUUGAUUUCUGAUUGAUUGUGUUUUAUACUCCUCAAAUUUGCUUGUUUUUCCUAAAUUCUGAGUGCAUCCCAUCAACCCACCUCCCACAAUAAAACCCCAAUAUCUUCACUGAGCCUUCUGGGCACUGGCAUUCUAAUUAAGAAAGUUUUCUCAUGUUUGAAAAUCUAGCUGGUACAAAGAGGGCUCAGACCCCUUCCUAAAGAGAAGAGACUCCCUGGUACCUUUCUGUCAGUCAGGGAGACCAUUUCAAGGUGGUAAGCCUUGACCCUGCUAGACGGGGGCCCCUCCUAACAAACUGGUCCAAAUGAGCCAGAGGUUCUAUGAGGUAGGGAUUAGAUAAUCAAGCCAAUAACAUCUCAAGUAAGUGGAGUUUUAUUCCAAUUAAUGGUAUUUGGAGUCUAAAAAGAACAGAUUCAAGUAUUAGAAACUUCUGGUUCCAGUGAUAAGCUGGUGACCAAGAUCAGGGUUACUGACAGCACCAUCCCAUUUCUAUCAUGCCAUGUGAUGUCCAGAGGGAUGUCUUAGAGGAGACAGUUCAUUGUCUCUGUCCUCUGAGAGGCUAUUCAGAGUUUGACAGAAGUUAGAAACUCUGACUGUGACCUGCUGUUGUGCAAUAUAACACUGUUGGCUUUUAAAGGGGGAGAGGAGGGUAUUCUGACAUUCAAGAAGGAUUGAAGGGGCCAUUGGAUUUGGAGUCAGAGGACCUGUGUUCAAAUCCUGUGUGAUGUUAAUUGAGUUGCAUCAUCUCUGGCCUUCAGUUUCCUUCCCCAUGAAAUGAGGUGGUUAGACUAGAUUACCUCUAAGGUCCUUUCCAGCUCUAUGAUUGAUGACCUUAUUUAUCCCAUUGUCCCACUUUUAGUCCUGAAUGGAGUUAUUUAGAAGAAUGGAUGGAACAUGUUGAAUGCACUGAAGGUUGUAAUUUUUCUACUCUUAACAAAGGUUGGACACCUUCCCCUUCCAGAAGCCACCCCCAGGAGCUUGGACCUUCUGGUCAGUGAUAGUCCCACAUGUUUGUGUAUGAAAGAAAAAAAGGAAACUUGUCCCACCCAGCCAGCAUUUAUUAAGUGCCUACUGUGUGCUAGGCACUGUGCUAAGUGCUAAAGGUGCAAAGAAAGGCAAAAAACAAUCCCUAUUGAUAAAUUGAAACCCACCCAUAUUGCUCAAGGUGGAGUCUGAGUGUUGAAGCAUUUGGAAUCAAGACUGAUGGGUGUGGGAUGGUGCUGGACAAGUGGCCUGUGGGCCAGAAACUGUCUCUUGCUUCUCAGCCCAGUUCAGGAAGCACCUGGACCAGCAUGAACUGAACACCUGGCUGUGCACUGUUCUCCCCUCACACAGUUGCUUAAGCACUUCUGGAGAGGAUUCGCUCUCAAAGCCAAAGUUUCUUAAGCACUUUUUACAAAAAAAAGAAAAAAAAAGUCUUUGCUGCAUCUCUGGUUUUGUUUCAACUUUGUCUUGAUCUUUUAUUUGCUCUGUCGCUAUGCAUUAGCAGUUGAUAAAAAUUUUGAAUGAAGAGAGAGGAGUCUGAACAACUCAGAUCUCAGCAAUAUUUUAUUUAUUGUUAAACAUUUUCAAUGAUUCAAUCAGAAUAAAUAAUAAAGAACUAUUUUACUGCC
This is a messenger RNA of Vombatus ursinus (common wombat), 6803 nucleotides long. RefSeq names its product ST3 beta-galactoside alpha-2,3-sialyltransferase 1 (gene ST3GAL1). The transcript has 7 exons. NCBI's taxonomy places the organism in Eukaryota, Metazoa, Chordata, Mammalia, Diprotodontia, Vombatidae. The record is from RefSeq and is a predicted model, not a curated record. The coding region runs from base 1180 to 2208 and encodes 342 amino acids. Gene Ontology annotation, molecular function: beta-galactoside (CMP) alpha-2,3-sialyltransferase activity.